GCAGGGAGAUCGGCGCCGGGAGCCCGAGAGCGCGGCCGCCUCGCCUGGCUGGGACCCGGGCUCCGGCUUCCGGAAGGCGCGGCGGUCGGAUAAAUACGUCCCGGGCGCCUGGGAGCAGCGGGCACUGCACGCACGGCCGGCACCUCCGACACUGCGGACCGCAGGGCGGCCGGCAAGGUGCGGCACCCGCUCCUCCUCCCGCCGCGGCCGGCGCGGAGCGGCGGAGAGCGGCGGGCUCCCCCGCCGGCGCCCGGGCCUCGGAGCCCAUGAGCUGCGGCGGCUGAGGGCCGCGGCUGGCCUUUGCCCGCCGUCUUCCCGGCGCCGGAGCGGGGCGCAGCUCCCUGGGCGCGGGGUCUGGGCCAGUGACAUGGGGGCGGACUGAGGCGCCGGGGCAGCCGAGCGCUCUCUCUCAGCCGCGGGCCUUGCUCGGAGGCGGCGGCGGGCGCCUGGUGCGGCGCGCUCUGCUCGGGGCACCCGCGGAAGCCUCCGCCGCGCUCUAUGCGCCUCUGUGGACGUCGUGGGCCCGGGCCAUGGCGAUAGACCGGCGGCGCGAGGCGGCGGGCAGCGGGCCCGGGAGGCAGCCACCCCUAGGCGAGGAGAACGGCGCUCUGCCGCCUGGGGACGCGGCUUCCUCGGUGCCCCUCGGGGGACGCGCCGGCCACGGCAGCGCCGGGGAGAUCCAGCCGCUGCCCUCUCCGCAUCCCGCCGGCGGCGGUCAGCACUCGAGCUGCUGCUCCGCGGCGUCGGCCCCGAGCCUCUUGUUGCUGGACUACGACGGGUCGGUGCUGCCUUUCCUUGGGGGCCUGGGCGGGGGCUACCAAAAGACCCUCGUGCUCCUCACCUGGAUCCCCGCGCUAUUUAUCGGCUUCAGCCAGUUCUCGGAUUCCUUCCUUUUGGACCAGCCGAACUUCUGGUGCCGCGAGGCCGGCAAAGGCGCCGAGCUGGCGGGAGUCACCGCCACUGGCCGGUGGGGAGCCGAGGACUUGGUCAACUGGACUAGUCCCCCGACCACCCUCUUCUUCACUGCCGCCUGGGGGUCCGCGGGCCACCUCAGCAACUGGAGCGGAGCGGACAGGGGUGACACGCCACCACUACCGUCCCCUCCAGACAAGGGGGGCAACGCCUCUAACUGCGACUGCCACGCAUGGGACUAUGGUAUCCGCACAGGCCUCGUCCAAAACGUGGUCAGCAAGGAGCGGGAAGCAGGAUGGCAGCGUGCAUGUGGGGGAGGAGGCUACCGCCUUUAAGGGGCAGGAAUCCAGUACCUGCUUCCCUGCCCCAGACAGCUGCAGCCCCGCAGCUGCGGUGAACCACUCCCAGCGUGGAGCAGGAGGCCCCAGGAAUGGCAAUGGUGGCAGGAGUGUGUGUGAGCAGGGAGAAGCCACACCCGGAAACGGUGUUGCCAGUCAGCUGCUGUCCUGUCACCCGAGGGCAGUUAACUAGGUGUGCUGACGUUUCAUCCUGUGUCCUGUAAACAGGGGAGUGGCUUUGAGCAACCAGUACUCCUGCCUGUAGCCACCUCCUGCUAUGUGGGGUCCUUGAGGAGAACCUCCUGCUCAUUUCCUUCUUUAAGAAGAUCUGGGUCAGCCUUGUGAGGGCAGGCAGCUCAGGGGUUAAAGGACCUGGAGCAAAGCCCCAGACAAAAACAGAUGGAGCCUCUUCUAUCGCUCAGCCCACAGCUGAAUGUGGAGCGCAGCACCGCCCAGUUCCUAGAGGCCCAGGCAAGGGGAGUUCUCUUCUUAUGGAACCUGCCCUGCAGGAUCCUAUUUGUCCCCUGCACUGGGUUCAGGAAGGAACUAGAGGAGUAUUUCCCAGCAGGAAGGAGUGAGUGCAAGGAGAGUCAGCCCUCCCAACUUCUCAGUGCCUGUCCAAGAACCAUAAAGGAAGCAAUGAAAUGCAGUCAGACAUUUCCCAUGUUUUUAAGUAUACGAAAGAUGUGGCUUUUAAGCAGGAUUUUCCCAUUUCUCUGUUUACAAAUCACUCAGCAAGUGUCAGGAAGUGUGUUCGUGCUUGCUUAUGCUUGUUUGUGCUCAUGCACACUGGUCAUCCCAAGUUGAACUGCAUUUCUUUCAAAGCAGGGUAGGCAACUGGUGGUGGGCUUCUAUUGAGAUAGCAGUGAAGAUUGGAGGUCCCACAGUGUUCAGCAUAAAUGAUACAUUUAUCAUGAUGGCUGUUGAAAUUACUGAGUCGGAGAAUAAAUACAGGAGAAUAAAUACUGAAAGUUCUCCCAACACUUAGGUAUUUUGUGUUUAGAAGACUAGUUAUGCACCGCAGCAGAAACGCUUGGUUCCUUUAGGUUUUGUUAAAGUAGUCACAUGAUUUGAUAAAAAGACAUUUUAAAAACGAGUUUCAGUGUACGUUUCUUCACAGCCUCACAGUCAACUGCACCUCCAAUGCUGGGUGUUCUGAAGAAGCCAGGGGGCCUUCAGCAGGGCCAGGGCCCUUUAGCGGCAGGUGCUGCUCCCACUGAGGUCCAGGAGCAGAGGUGGGGAGCCUGUCACGCAGCACAGUGCAGAGGACCCUGAUCUGAAUCCCAGCAUUGCCGCGUUACCACUGCGAAGCCUCUUGGAACCUAAUUUGCAAAGUGGAGGUGACACUUACUGCAUCAUCCCAUGGGGAUUAAAUGAAAUGGUCGAUGUUCAGGCUCCUCAGCAGUGUGUGUGCUUUGAAACACACAUGUAAUAUGAGUCCUUGUCUGCAGUCGUACAGACGACUACUGUGCCUCAUACAGCGAACCGCAAUUUUCUGACCAUUAGUUUUAACCUUUAGAACAAGAAGCAUUGGCAGUUCACAGGGUGCGAUUAAGAUCAGCCCUGGCAGUGACUGUCUUCACGGUGUGUGGCCAGCCAGCUGAGCCAUGGACACUCGGCUGCUCUGUUUUCUCACUUUCAGAACCCGUCUUCCUUUAGCCCUGCAUCACACCCAGCUAUUCAACAUCUCCUUAUUUAGGUGUAGUUCCUAGGUACCCUAAAAUGCCCUCUUUCUCAAAAUUUCCUCAUUCUAGUCCUACUUUCUGAAACACCUGAACAACUAAUCUUACCUAAGAGAGAGAAGCAGUUCACACCAGGGUAUCAGUGACUGACAGGGAUAAUCCUCCUUUGGGUUUAUCCAUGUCCUUCAGCCUAUUGACCAACAGCCUGCAGCUAUAGGUCGUAUAUUUUUGUAUUUCUGACAGCAGCAGCAUCAAGCAAAAGCCAAAAUAAGGUUUCAUUUCAGUGAACAUUUAAUUCUAUUUAAAAGUUGUUUCUGAUAAAUUCUCCACCCUGCAGCAUGGUAUGCAGGUUCCCUGCAGGAGCUGCCCCCUGCAUGUCUCCACCCUGUGCUCUCAGUGUCUGGCCCCAGUGCACGCCCCCUCCCUCCUCCACAGCUCUAGUCUCUUCCAGUGCAAGGAACUGUCUUCUCACCACCCAGUCCCAUGCCUGUCCAAGGCUUGGAAAUUAGAAGAGAAAGUGACUACUAAAGUGCACCGAAACAACCUUGGGCUCCUCUGUUCCCACGGCCCAGCGUAUGCAUCCACUGUCGCAGCCUGUUACUUCUCACUCUUGUCAGUUCUGAUGCACGGCCUGUUCUCUGCACUCACACCCUGACCUCAGCAGUGAAGGCAGCACUUUCUGCACUGCUGCUUCCCUGGGCUCUGGCACUCAGUAGGUGACCAAACAGUCAUUAAACACCGAAGCUGCACCAUUCUCUACAAAUGUGCAUGAGGUCCCAGCAGCCUGGAUCAGGAUGCUGGCUGUUGGCCAGUGACAUAGAGGGGAAAAAACCAUUUUGCAGGAGGACAGAACUUGGGGUCAUCUGCCUUGACCAUUGUGUGAAGUUGAAGGCACAGGAUGAGGGAGCAGGUGACCAUGUGAGGUAAGAAGUUAUGGUUACUAUUCCUCUUUUGUGAGCAAUGUCUCCUGUACUUCUCCACUCAGAGGCAACUCUGAAGAGAAUGGGUGUCUCAUGGCAAGAAACGGCCUCUCCAACUGAGAGAAAAUGUUGUACAGGGAGGUCUGGACUCUGGAAAGAAUUUCCUUGAGAUUAUGUUCCCUUGGACUGAGAAUAUACAGGAAGGAAGUGGUUGCUCCAGUACCUUCUACUGAGACACAGGUGGCAAACACAAGGCCCAUGGGCCGAAUCCGGCCCUCCACCUUGUUUUAUCCAGCCCAGCACCUUGUUUCUACCCGGCGGCAGUGCCAAGUUCUUCCUUAACUGUUAAGGACUAGUUACAUUUACACAAUUCUAAAAUUACAUUCAGCCCUUUGAAAGCAACCAUGAGGCUGAUGUGGCCCCUGGUGAAAAUGAGUUUGACACCCCUGCCUUACAGAGGGAGAAAGAGUGAGGGAUACCUAAUGGGAGAAGUGGUCGACCUGCGAAAAGCUUUGUUAAGUCUGCUCUGUUGAAUCAGUGGUUAGUAGGGAGCAUUAUUUUGGAUUGUCUGUGAACUAUACCUUUUCAGAGCAUGCCAUAGGGCUGGGAUAGAAUCCAGGUGCCCUGGCUUAGCUAAGCAAGGCCAUGCCCAGGGAAUCACAAAUACUGAUUGCAUUUAAUAUUGUACUAUAGCAGAAGGACCAGGGUUUUCAAAAAAAAUCAUCAGAAGCAAAACAGUUGCUUAUCAUGUUCCUCGUAAGGGGCUUCCCCAUUGGUUUCUACGUGCUAUGAUUCCAAAUCCAGCAGCAGCAGGAGGACGUCUUCCCUGCAGCUGGUUGUCUGAGGCCCCGCCACCAGUACAAAGUCCUGGAUCAUUCUCCAACCUGGAGGAUGGAGGGCAGCGCAGUGGAGCUGGAGGGCCACUUUGCAGACUAUCCGAGGGCCCUGACUUGGUGACGUGGCAGCUACUUUGGCUCAGAGGGUCUCUGCCCUCCCCUCUCUCUUCUUGCUGGGGUUUGAAUUGUGUAGUAUAUUCUCCAUUUCCACUUCCAUCUUCAUUUCCCACACAUCUGGCCAGGCCCUCAGUGGGUUCCUGGGGUCUGUCCUCAGGAGAGUUGGUUCACAGCAGUGAGCAGUACUCUUCAGGGAGAUGGUUCUGGCUUUGCCUUAAGGAUGAUUUUGAGAUUUAUUUGAGGAAAUACCUUGAUGAACUAACUGUAUGUCAGUUAACAUAUUCCCCAGGAUGUCAGAGGCACCCAGAGUAGAAGGUGAAGACCCUGUUCUCUCUCAGCUCCCUGGGGCUCAGCCACCCUUCUUGCCCACCUGCCCCCGGGGACUGCACCAACACACCGUGCUCUCUGCAGAAACAGACUGCACAGUCACAUUUUGCCGUCGCAUUGCCAGUUAAGUGCGGUGUUUUUAAGAGAUUAAUAGUUAGUUCAAGGAAAAAAUUUAAAAACACCCUUUUAGAUAUAGGAGUGUUGUUAGCUCCUGAGAACCAACCUACUUUUUUUUCAUUUUGGUGAGAGAAAUAGUAUAUUUAAUGAACGAUUGUGGGAAGUCUGGGAAAUGGCACUGUGCUGCUGUUCUCAGUGUGCUGCUGGGAGGUCAAAGUGAAGGGCAUCCUGAGCUCCGGUGAAGGAUGGGAAAGGCCUGGAGAACCCGGUAUGGAACUGAGCCUGUUCUCCCCUCAGCCGCAUUCCCUAGCUGUGAAUACAGCAGGACCCUGGGGGCACCCUCUGUACCUACCUCCCCCACUUGUUCUUCUGGUGCUGGCUAUGCAGACAGGAUGUAAACUGGUAGCAUACCUCUUAGUUCAGAUCAGUUAGGAGUAAGGCUAAAUGAACAAUGCAGACUUCCAAUGUCAAAGUCCUUUUUGAAAGCAGUUUUUUUCUUCUCAUAUUCAAAUGUUACUUACCAUCAUACAUAAGCCCCCAAGGAGCUGCUUAAAUGACUGGCAAAAUUAAUGAGUCAUAAUCACCUUGUGUCAGUUACUACACUAGACACUUUACAUUAUUUUGGACUCAUGACAAACCUGUAUUACAGGGUUUGUGACUCCUGUAUCAUAGCUGUUGCAGCUGAAGACCCAAGAGGUGAAAUAACUUGCCCAGGGUCACAGGACCAUCGAGGGAAAGCUACCAAGAAUCUCGGUCCAUCUGAGUCAGAAUCCGCGCUCUCACCAUGAUGCCCAGUUGCUCUUGACAGCAGCAUUUGGGCCCUGGGCUCAGCCCCCAUGUCGGUCCCUAAGUUCCUCGCCCCCUCCAGGCUCUUGUUUGUCUGUGAUGCUCUUCCUCAGAGAUGAUGGUGAGCUGUAGCCCAGGUCAAGUGCAAUGAAGACAAAGACCAAAUGGGUAAAAGUUCAAAAAAGCGUGCCCCACUUCUGUUAGACCAUUUGUUGAGUUCAGUAACUUUGGGACACAGUGUGGGCCGGGUACAGCCUGAGGGUUUUGUGGACCUUUAUUUUAGUAGAUUGGUGUCAGCUGUUUCCAGUUGUACUAGUUUCCAGUUUGAGUUGGACAAGACAGACAACAUCCUUGCUUGAAGAGGCCUUUUUACUUCAUAUCAUUCAUGUCCUUUCAAGAUGAUUAAACCAGUUGAAACAGGAGAAAAACUGGUUUGGCUUCUCAACUACUCUGAUUCAUAAAUUAUAAAAGAGAUGACUAUUUGACAGGAGGCCCAAGAGUUGGUCUCAAUUAAAAUGUUGAGUUAAUUUUUUAAAAAUCCUUUAUGCUGUAAGCGUUUUGGACUAGAGUGAAGGCAGACAGAAUGACCAGGAGGGUAGGAAUUGCAGUUUCUUUUUAUUGUCUUGCUCGGCAGUAACUGACGGGUGAGGUGUGCGGGAGAACCACUUGUCCCUGUGCAUGGGGGGAGGGGGGAGUGGUCAGGAAAUGAGAUUUUCCAUGGGAGCCUGGGGUGCACGACUGUGCCCAAGGAGACCUGGGCUCUGCCCACGUGUGGGUCAGCUUCAGGCUUUGUUAUUUUGAGUGUCACAUCACCUCUCUGGGCUUCAGGUUUCUUGUUGUUAAAAGUGGGAGGUUGACCUUGGCUUUUUCCAGCAUUUCAGCAUUAAAAUUCUAUGACAAAUAAGGUACUGUGAUAUUUUUAAUAGGUGCCACGUAUUAAAUGCCUGCUGUUCACAGGCACUUUAUAAGUUAUUUUCGUUUGGUCACUGUAACAAUGAAUAACAGCAGAGCCUGUUGCACUUCUAUAACGCUGGGCCUCCAUGUACAUGAAGUUUAUCAAAUACCUGGCAACACAAAUGCUAUAACCUGUAACAAUUUAAUAUAAACAAGUGAAUUGUUUUUAUUUGCAUAAACUUGGGCUGUUUCUUUGAGUUUAUUGGGGGAAAGAACCUGUUUUAAUCAGAAAUGGAUUUACUUAAAAGCCAUUUCGCCUUAGACUACUUGCUUCACCUGUCUUGGUCUCAGUUUCCUCACCUGUGAAAUGGACACACUGGUAAUCACAUCUGUGUCGUAGGCCUGCAGUGGUGGCUGAGUGAAAGAGCUUAGUCAGAGCAAUCAGCAGAGUGCCUGGACCAUGGUGGGUACUUAACAAAUCUUUGUUUCCUUUCUUCUUAGAACAGUGCCCAACUUAUAUAACAGAUUUGUUCUAUAAAGAGAGAAUUACUCAUUGUUUUAAAUAAAUUUCUCUGUAACCAAUAUUCUGUUGGCUUUUAUAAUAAAGCUAGAAUUAUCUUUCUCCGGGGGAAAAUAACUGAUAGUGAAAAGUUUGGGGGAAACAUUUAAAAACUAAAUUGCCUAUAUAAAUUUUGUAUAAUAAUUAUGUAUUAAUUAUUUAAAUUAAAUUCUAAUCACAGAGGAAAAAGGAUUAAGAUGCUUCGCACAGUGAACACAUGCAGAUGCAAAAAGCCUUUGACUUCUGGGAGUGGCAGUUUCUACAUGACACUGUCCCUUUGUCCCUUCCUUAUGCCACACAUUGGCUUAGGGACCAGGGGAAUAGAAAUAAGGCCUGGUUCCUUUCUUUGAGGAAUGCUCUCUGGUGCUGGGGUUGGCAGACUUCCUAUGAAGGGCCAAAUAGUAAAUGUUUUUGGCUUUGCAGGCCAUAUGAUCUCUGUUGUAACUACUCAACUCUGCGUAAUUCCAAUAAAACUUUACUUUCAAAACAAGUGUCAGGGCUGUAUUCGGUUAGCAGGCUGCAGUUUGCUAACCCCUGAGCUAGUGAAAGUCAGACUUAUAAACAGCCAGCAAUUAUAAAAAUUGUGAUAAAUAGUCUGGGAGUUUCUCAAGAGUACAGGAUGGCAUAGAAGUAUAGAGAAGGGUCACCAGGUCCAGCCUCAGAAAAAGAGAUCCCCUCAAUUGAGUUUAUUAAACUUGAUAGAAAUUUGGGAAUAUAUUCAUUUGAAUCUUUGUAAUUUUGUACCCUUUUCCUUAAUUGCAUGCUUUCAAAGGUAAUUAAUACCUUUGAUGCUUAUUAAAAGAAAAAAAUGCACGAAAGCCUGCCGUACUCUCUGACCCUAACCUAGGUGAUAUGCAAUGUUAAAUAAUUUUGGUGAAAUGAACUUUAUCUCUUGAAUAGCCAUUGACCCAGAAAAAUUGGGGGUGUGUGGAAAUUGUGAGGCAGACACUGAAGAGUGAGGCAGCAAAGGGCAGUGAGGCUCUUUAGGAACUGGAGAGUACUUU
Artibeus jamaicensis (Jamaican fruit-eating bat) is the source of this 8492-nucleotide messenger RNA. RefSeq names its product solute carrier family 22 member 23 (gene SLC22A23). NCBI's taxonomy places the organism in Eukaryota, Metazoa, Chordata, Mammalia, Chiroptera, Phyllostomidae. Gene Ontology annotation, molecular function: transmembrane transporter activity. Bases 531 to 1247 code for a protein of 238 amino acids. The record is from RefSeq and is a predicted model, not a curated record. Gene Ontology annotation, cellular component: membrane. The transcript has 2 exons. Gene Ontology annotation, biological process: transmembrane transport.